AUGACGAGCUCGUCUACAUCGACCGGCGCCUCGGCGGCAGACGCGGACUUCAUCAUACCGAUUGAGACGAAGUACGUGUACGUCACUGCCCGAAGUGUGCCUCGUGAGAUGCUGCUCAUGACAGGGGACUGUCCCAUCUGCAAGAGCGCCCUUGGACAGCCCUGUGUGAAGUGCACCUCUUCUAUGGACGAAUGCCCCGUCGUCGUCGGAGUGUGCGGUCACAUCUUUCACCAGCACUGUCUCGAGCAGUGGCUGCAGGGGACGUGCCCCCUCUGCCGCAAUCCGUGGCAGCAGGAGCGCAUCGUUCAGCAGAACUAG
This is a messenger RNA of Leishmania braziliensis MHOM/BR/75/M2904, 318 nucleotides long. RefSeq lists its product as hypothetical. Gene Ontology annotation, molecular function: zinc ion binding; ubiquitin protein ligase activity; cullin family protein binding. Lineage: Eukaryota; Euglenozoa; Kinetoplastea; Trypanosomatida; Trypanosomatidae. Gene Ontology annotation, biological process: ubiquitin-dependent protein catabolic process; positive regulation of mitotic metaphase/anaphase transition; protein ubiquitination. Gene Ontology annotation, cellular component: anaphase-promoting complex; nucleus. The coding region runs from base 1 to 318 and encodes 105 amino acids. The record is from RefSeq and is a predicted model, not a curated record. The transcript has a single exon.